Messenger RNA from Oenanthe melanoleuca, 2574 nucleotides. RefSeq names its product autophagy related 4A cysteine peptidase (gene ATG4A). The coding region runs from base 406 to 1368 and encodes 320 amino acids. The transcript has 14 exons. Gene Ontology annotation, molecular function: protein-phosphatidylethanolamide deconjugating activity. The record is from RefSeq and is a predicted model, not a curated record. NCBI's taxonomy places the organism in Eukaryota, Metazoa, Chordata, Aves, Passeriformes, Muscicapidae.
UGUCCUCACCUGGCUGGAUUAAAAGCAGUUUCAGAAGCGACUACUACAUUUUUUAACGGUCAUUUCAACAUGAAAAACGGACUUAAAAGGCACGCCAAGCCCGAGGAGGAGGUCUGCGACGUCCGUGUGUCCCGCCGAGCAGGCCCAGUGUAGCGCGGUGCGGUGAUCCUGCGAGAGAAAAGCGUUUUAUCUAGGUAUGAAAACCAGAUCACUAUUUUGUCAGACUACUUAGAAGAGUUUCCAGAAACUGAUGAGCCAGUGUGGAUUUUAGGAAGGCAACACCACCUGAACACAGACAAAUCUAAGUUAUUGUUGGAUAUAAGUGCUCGUCUCUGGUUUACAUAUAGAAGAAAGUUUUCGCCUAUUGGAGGCACUGGUCCCUCAUCUGAUGCAGGCUGGGGAUGCAUGCUGAGAUGUGGGCAGAUGAUGCUGGCCCAGGCACUGAUAUGCAGACAUUUAGGAAGAGAUUGGCAAUGGGAAAAACACAAAAAGCAACCAGAAGAAUAUCAUAGAAUCUUACGGUGCUUUCUGGAUAGAAAAGAUUGCUGUUAUUCCAUCCACCAAAUGGCACAGAUGGGUGUUGGAGAGGGGAAGUCCAUUGGAGAAUGGUUUGGACCAAAUACAGUUGCUCAAGUACUGAAGAAGCUUGCUUUAUUUGAUGAAUGGAAUUCAUUAGCAGUUUAUGUUUCUAUGGACAAUACAGUGGUCAUCGAAGACAUCAAGAAGAUGUGCUGGUCCCCUGCCCAGAGCAGCGGCGUUGCCCACAGCAGUGCACACUUGCACAGAAGUGCUCUUGGCCAAAACAAGAACACAGCAGGAUUGUGCCCAGGCUGGAAGCCCCUCUUGCUCAUCAUCCCUCUCCGGCUAGGGAUUAAUCACAUCAAUCCAGUGUAUAUUGAUGCGUUUAAAGAAUGCUUUAAGAUGCCACAGUCUUUGGGAGCAUUAGGAGGGAAACCCAAUAAUGCCUAUUAUUUUAUAGGAUUUUUAGGCAAUGAGCUGAUCUACUUGGACCCUCACACCACUCAGAGUUUUGUAGAUUCAGAAGAAAAUGGCACAGUUGAUGACCAGAGCUUCCACUGCCAGCAAGCCCCACACAGAAUGAAGAUCAUGAAUUUGGACCCAUCAGUAGCUUUAGGCUUCUUUUGCAAAGAAGAAUGUGAUUUUGAUAACUGGUGUAGUCUUGUACAAAAGGAAAUUCUAAAGCAACAGAGCCUACGGAUGUUUGAGCUGGUCCAAAAGCACCCACCACACUGGCCUCCUUUCAUACCUCCCACCAAGCCAGAAGUGACAACCACAGGAGCAGAACUCAUUGAAUCUACUGACAAGCUAUUUGAAUUGGAAGAAGAAUUUGAAAUCCUCAGUGUAUGAAGGAAACUGUGGUCACCCUUCUGAGUAUUGAAAAUAUUGCUAAUAUUAUUGCAUUGACUUAAAUUACACAGCCAUGUUAGCCCAAAAGUGCCUGAAAUCAUGGAUAACAGAGCACAAAAGUCCAGCAGGGACAGUUCCUUCUGUCAAAGAGCUUCCCCAGAUGGAAAGGCAGUGAAAGAUUUUAUUAUAAGACCCUGAAAAGGAACUUCUUUUUAAUGUGUGUCUUUCUUGAAGACAAAUGGACCUCUGAGAUUAAGGCAAAAGUAAGUCCGUCAGUGGGCUGUAUGUUUGGAGAAAGGAAUAACACAAAAUGGGUAUUUCUUGCUGUCAUAUAAUGCAAUAGUUUAGUUCUUAAAGUAAAACAGUCUUCAGUUAAGGAGGAUAUUUAUUUCUGUUCCUUCCCAUGGGCUGCAUCAUAGACAAAAUGCAUUGUCUUGUUUAAAAGAUCAACUGGAUCAGGAGAAAAUGUUUUCCUUGUUAAAUAUUUUAACAUGUAUUUGAGCAACCACAUUUUAUGACAAAAAUGUUUCUGUGAAAGGAACUAUGUCUAACAUAUCCAUUUUGCAAUAGCCUUCCUGUUUCUGGGAGACCUCAAGAGGAACAGGAGCCUCAAAUAGUUGAUACAGAUCACAACCACUGUUAUAGCUAUGAUAUAUUUCACCUUGACCUUAAAGUUCAAUCAUUAAAACUUAGGCUGACUUUUCUUUUGGAGUUAAAGUAAGUCAAAGGUGGUUUAACUGUACCUUAUUUAUUUUAAAAAAGAUUUACGCAAGUAUCUCUGUUACUGCACUUUAUCUGUGCAUCUAAUAAAUUUCUUAAGCUUUUCAUAGGUUGUAUGCUGCUAUAUUUUGUUAAUUUGUUGUGUGAAAUAAAUAUAACCCAGGUUAUCUUAAAACUUAAUAUAUAGGCAUAUGCAAAUUACUUAAUUGUUGAGUUUUGACUUGUUGCCUUUUGAAAUCUGUUUUGGUAAAAGUGCCUUAAUUCUCUAGGUUUAUCAGAAGAGCUGGUGCAGUUUUGUUCUUAGAAAGAGUAUUGCUAUAGCAGCUAUACAAAAACCAGCUCAGAAUAAAGGCAAAGAUCUUCUAAUUCGUUCUACAGUUCCUUUUUACUAUCAGACAGUCCCCGUUCUGAUCAUUUUGUCACAAUACAUGAAUGGACGCACACUUUCAGCUUCAGUAAUAAAUGACAACAUAGAGAAAUCCUAAA